Messenger RNA from Diabrotica virgifera virgifera (western corn rootworm), 3815 nucleotides. RefSeq lists its product as uncharacterized. NCBI's taxonomy places the organism in Eukaryota, Metazoa, Arthropoda, Insecta, Coleoptera, Chrysomelidae. The record is from RefSeq and is a predicted model, not a curated record. The coding region runs from base 415 to 1338 and encodes 307 amino acids. The transcript has 5 exons.
ACACGCAGGGCGCGAAAAGCUUAUACACCGUGCGCAAAUUUCGAAUUAAUACUUGAAGAGGAUUACGUCUUUGGAUUGUGCUAAAUAAAUUAGUGGUGUUGGUGAAAGUUUUGGAACAUUUGUGUAGUGAAGAAGUGUUUUUAAAGGACUGUGAUAUUGAGUUAGGAUGCUAUAUAAGCAAUACAAUGUUUAUUUAGAGUAUCCUUGAAAACCCGCUGAUACGAGUCUUAGUGGUCCAAGCACGAACACUCACACACCGAACGAAGAACAAUAAAGUGACUUUAAUUAAGCUGAUCAUGAUGGAACACCGAUAGAGCCGUUAGAUCGUGAUUAAACCAUAACGAACUUCUAUUUUAUCAGAAGCGAAAGAUUGGGACAGAAAAAAAAUCCGUUGAGGAAUGCUUUCAUACCGUCAUGCAGAAGCAACGUCGAGAGUUAGGCCUGAAACGAUUUUGGUCAGCGGUGAAAUCUUCCAAUAGUAGUUCUGGUUCUCAAUGUGAACCCUGCCCCGAAGACUCGCCCAAUGAAGAAACAAAACCUCCUCAUUGUUCUUUACCCUUGCUGCAGGUUUGGCCAAGUUCAGAUUCACCACGGGGAGAAGCUGAUGGUCAGAGUUUUGUCUUUCCAGUAUGUGCAGAAGAUGCAACAUCGCAAAAUUCAACAUGUAUGGACAAUAUACUACACAAUGAUUCCGGGAUUGAUUCGGAUCAGGUAUCACCUUUACCGUCGACGGCUGGUACAUCUACAACUCCGCUGCAAUCACCAACCCCCAGUCUUCGACGACCCAGUAGCUCCUUGCUUCACCCCGAUCAUGCAAGACUUCUAAGACUUUAUCCUAUCAUAUCACCACCACACAGUUCUACUGAAGAUCUAUCAGAAAUCAAUACUAACGGUGGCAACCCAGUAGUAUCACCGUCAUCAUCAACAACCUCUUCACUCACAUCGAUAGCAGCUGCUGUUGCAGCUAACAAUAUAUCAAGAGCCAGUGAUAGUUCGGAUAGUCGACGGAGGUCAUCAACAAUGACAGCUAGGUAUUCAAUAUUUGACGCACUGGACUUAGAAUAUGCUCUGCUAAGAGCUGCCGCCAGGGGAAGUGUAGGACCAUAUUCGUUAAGUGAGAGUUUACAUAAACUAACUUUUACACAAAGUCUGGCAUUUCCAGCGUUAGCUCGAGGUUUGGCCGGCAAAAGAAGACGAUCUCAGCAGAACCAUGCUAGACGGCCUUUAAACCCCAAUGAAAGUGGACUCAAUACUUGUGCAAAACUAGUGACAGCUCUGGUACUGGUUCUUGUUAGUGUUUUAGUUUUUGCAGUGGUUUAUAAAUUUGUAAGGACGUGAGGUUUACUUCUAGCUCCUCAUGGAGCUAGACAAGGCAGCUUUACUAUGAAGAAUUCUAGUGAUUCAGUUAAGAGUCUUACCGAAAUUACAUAAAUGAGAUAUAAAUGGAUAUAACAAGGAAGUUGAAUGUUCGUAAAUUAUCACUUUAACCAUUUGGUAAUGACCAAAACGAAUGCUAUCAAAAUAGUAAAAUAGAUAAAUGGUAUUGAACAUUGUGUCUGUGAUGGUUGUUAUUUUAGAAGAUAGAAUAUAUUUUGCUAGAUUUUUGUCUUAAUACCAUUGUCUCAAAUUUAAAGUUUUACAUGAUAUAAAACUUUAAAAAAUUGACAGAUAUUAAAUCCAUAAGGGUUUUUAGUUUUUAUAUUAAAAAUUUUUGUGACCACGUCAUGCAUAGAAUAUUUAUGUAAAGUAUUAUAAAAACCUUCUGUUCUUUUAUUUAAAUUGUUAUUAGUUUUUUUAUCUUUUAUUUACAAUAUUUACCAGUAAUAAAAGGUAUUGCAAAUUUAUUCAUUAAAGUGAAAUUUAGCCAUUUUUCAUUUUUUAAGCUUUCAUACAAACAGAUUUAAAUACACUGACCCGCAAAAGUUACCAUACAUGUGAAUUACUACCUGUAGAGUAAAUAGAUAUAAAUAUACAGUAUACGGCAAAAUAAACAGUAGGUACUGAAAUGAAUAUUGAAAUGUUUAUUAUUAUUUAUAUCUUUAGUAUACAUGAUAUAGCCUUCAAAUAUUAUUCACGACAACGUUCCCGAUAAAACAGAUGUUAAAGAUACCGGAACUUAAGAUGGUGGAUGGGUCUGCCUUCUUCGGUAUUCCCCACAUGUACACAACAAGUGGCGUUAGAUCUGGUGAGUGGCGAUCUCUCAAAAUGAUCACGCAGUAUUCGAAGAGACUCCCUGGCCCUGGCCGUGUGACAGGUUGCCCAGUCCUGCUGAAACCAUUGUUGAUUUUAAGCUUGGACUGUUUUCGCAACCUUUUCGUGUGAGCGAAAAUAGUACUCAAAAAAAAAUUAAACUCUUAGAGUACAGUUUGGUGGUAGAGGUAUAAUGGAAUGGGGUGGCAUUUCGUUGGAAGGACAUAUAGACCUUGUUAUGUUAGGGGCAGUUGGCCUUAAUGCUGAUAGAUACAUUAGGGAAUGUGGAUGAAUCUGUGUUUCCUUUUAUGAAUUUUGCCAGUGAAAAUUUUCUCCUAAUGCAGCAUAAUGAUCGGCCGGACAUAGCCGGGAUAACAAUGUAAUACUUACUUUAUAGAUGUUGGUAUUCGGUAACUAGUCUGGCCUUCUAGAAGUCUAAAUCUUAACCCGAUAGAGCAUUUGUGCGACAAGUUUUGAAGGGUAUUUAGACAAAAUUAUGGCGAGUAUGCAUCUUUUUUGGAGUCUCAAAGCUUUUUCGUAUGAUUAUUCUAGAACUUGAGAGGCAUUUUCAACUCUGACCACUGGACUAAUGACGCUUUAUAAUAGGAGAUGCUUUAUAUUGCAAUUUGUUUUUGAUUUUUUAUACCAAUGAACAGUUUUUGUUGGCUAAUAAUUAUUCACGCUAUUCACUUUAACACUCUUGUAUCUACAUUGCGUGACGUGGUCAUGUUGGAUUACAUAAAUAAAUAUACUCGUAUAUCCAUGUAAGAAGACGGCGACGUCUGUAUUUUAUUUAAUCUUUCUUUCCAUUUACAUGUUAGAGAAAUAUUUGUAUAUAUGGAUAUUCUAAAAUAAAGUAAUCUACUUCUUAUAACCUUUUGUAAAAUAAAAAAUACUUCCUAAAAAAAUUCCAUUUAAUUUUAUAUCUAAAUGGCCACAUAACACCUAUUAGUACAUUCUUUCACGGUUUUUGCUGUAAAUUUUAAAGAACCGCUUGGAUUGAUAUGAAAUUUGGCAUACGCAUAGCUAACAUGUCAAAGGAAAAAAGUGAUAUGGUGCCGAUGUGUACUUUUUCCCUGGGAGUGAGUUUCACCCCAUCUCGGAGGUGAAUAAAUAUAUGUCCAAGGCAAGUCCCGAAAUGGAAAAACUGACUAAUUUUAAGCAACUUUUGUUCUGUAGAGUUUUUUCACCAAAUCAAUACUUUUCGAGUUAUUUGCAAGUUAAUAUGUUCAUUUUUCAACAAAAUAACCACGUUUUUGGACGGUUUUUCGCAAAUAACUCAAAACAUAAGCAUUUUGUCGAAAAAAACCUUCUUCAAAACUAUAGCCUAUAAAAAAGUGAAAAAAACGGUGUACAUAUUAGGUCUCUAUACCUGGCAAAAAAAAAAGUUAUAGCUAAUAAAAAAUAGGUUAAUAUUCGAAAAAUUCCAAAUAGAAUAAUUCAAUGUCAAAUAUCCAAAUAAUGAAGUCUUGGGGAAAACACAUAACAACUUUUUUAAAGUGUUUAAAAAAGCUUUAUUUCUGUUUUUAUAUAAAAAAUUUCUAGCAUCAAAUGUAAGCAAGUUACGCUCAAAAUAAAGUUGGUCCCUUUUGUUUUAACAAAAAAAAAAUCAGGAAGCUCACCCC